Acanthosepion pharaonis is the source of this 702-nucleotide messenger RNA. The record is from the annotation of a GenBank genome assembly. NCBI's taxonomy places the organism in Eukaryota, Metazoa, Mollusca, Cephalopoda, Sepiida, Sepiidae.
AUGUUUUUUUUUAUAUCUAUCUAUCUAUCUAUCUAUCUAUCUAUCUAUCUAUCUAUCUAUCUAACUAAAACGAAUCAAUAUCUUUGUUCAUAUCUAUCUAUCUAUCUAUCUAUCUAUCUAUCUAUCUAUCUAUCUAUCUCUCCACUAAUAAUUUGUCUAUCUAUCUAUCUAUCUAUCUAUCUAUCUAUCUAUCUAUCUAUCUAUCUCUAUCCAAUAAAUUUCAUCUAUAUAUCUAUAUCUAUAAAAAGAAUAUCUUUGUUCAUAUCUAUCUAUCUAUCUAUCUAUCUAUCUAAGCUUCUCAUCAUCUCUCUAAGAUAUUUCAUCCAUCUAUCGAUCUAUCUAAGGAAACUCUAUCUAUCUAUCUAUCUAUCUAUCUAUCUAUCUAUCUCUCUCUCUCUCUCUCUCUAUAUAUAUAUAUAUAUAUAUAUAUAUAUAUAUAUGCAUAUCAAAACUCUUCAUCUCUGCCACUCUCUUUAUCUAGACUAUUUUUCUCAAUCUCUCCCUCUCAUUCGAAAACACUAUCUAUCUAUAAAAAUUUCUUUGUUCAUAUCUAUCUACAUACGUAUCGAUCUCAGAAUUUUCAUAUCUAUCUAUCUAUCUAUCUAUCUAUCUAAACUAUAUCUUUAUAUUUCAUCUAUAUAUCUUUGUUCAUAUGCGUCUGUCUGUCUGUCUAUCUAUCUAUGUCUCUUUAUCUCUCUCUAA